Messenger RNA from Lobosporangium transversale, 2352 nucleotides. RefSeq lists its product as hypothetical. NCBI's taxonomy places the organism in Eukaryota, Fungi, Mortierellomycota, Mortierellomycetes, Mortierellales, Mortierellaceae. The transcript is spliced from 5 exons. The coding region runs from base 1 to 2352 and encodes 783 amino acids. The record is from RefSeq and is a predicted model, not a curated record.
AUGGAUUCCUCAUCUGUCUCACCUGUAGCUUCGCCUCAUGCACCUCAAGAGCAGGGCAGUGACAGUCUCAAGGGUAGCAUCGCCAGUGUUGCUGCUACGACUAACCAACAUAGUGACAGCCCAAUUUACAUUCAAAAAGGAAUGGCCGAGAGCUCUUCAGUGGAAUCACCGACUCGACUGCAGUCGCAUUUUGAAAGUAGAGGAAACCUUGAUACCCUUGCUGCUGCUGCCCUGAAGCCUAUUAUAGAAUCAAGCCCCACAGAGAAGACCAUGGUUGAUGCUUUGAUCAGUGUGAGAGCUUCACCACCCCCGGUACAAACGCGUCGCAGUGAGCAAACGCCUAUACAACCUUGCACUCGUGCUACAAUGUCAAUUUCUUCCUUGAUUGAUGAUUCUUCGUCGUCUUCUUUCUCACACAAGACGGACGAUAGGAUAAAUGCAAGUCCUAGUCGCCAUGCGACUCGAUCUGGCGGGUCGUUUGGGCAUUGGCGUGUUAAUGGGAGGGUAUCAGACGAAGAGAUCAGGCCACAGAGUCGUAGUAAUUCACGAAGCGAUGACAGUGAUUCUGAUGAUCGAUAUCUGGCCAACCGGCGCUCGCGCCAGCCUCAGCUUCAACAUAACCACGCUCAUCAUCAUCAUUCUCACGAAGAUUUAAUGCGAGGAUAUAGUCCUGCUGAGCAUCAUCAUCGUCAUUACCAUCAUCACAAUCCAUCAGGUUCAAGCAACAUGGUACAGCCUCGUCACUCACAUCAACACAUGGUGCCUGUGCACCAGCACACACAUCCUCAUGUCCAUUAUCAUCACCCACAUCAGCAUGUUCAUCAACACUUGCCACUUUCACAUCAUCGCCAUCACCACGUUCAUCAUCAUCAUCUGCACCAAGGCAAAUCCUCCUCAUCUGCAUUUGCCUACAUGCCUAAAUCCCUUGGCCUCCGCCUCAAUCCAAAGCUGAAGGUGAACGCCACCCAUUUGUACAUAUCAUAUCUGAUUCAACUUGAUCAAAUGCAACGAGCACAGCAUCUUAUGAGGUCUUCAGAAAAAAGGAAGCCAGGCCAGGAGGGAACUACGAAUCAAAUGGAAGUGCCAGCUCAUUCUAUCCACAAACACCACCACCAACAACCGUGCUGUGGCGCGUCUUGUGUCAGUGACUGUUGUCGAAGUGCAAUGACAGCUCCAUGUCAGGUGGAGACUACUGGUCCUAAAGUCAAUAGGCCUCAAUCACCGCAAUCGCCUCAAUCACCUCAAUCGCCUCAAUCACCACAAUCACCACAAUCACCAGUAUCUGGCACUGCUGAGGAUACAGAUAUGGGACAUACGGAGAAUACACAGUUAAUACUGGCUAAAGAUGCAGUUGGCAGGUCAUCACCAACAGCGUCUCGUCAGGGUCACUUACAUCCUCAUGUUCAUAUUCACGCUCAGCAUCAGCACCAGCAUUUGCAUGGCCACGGCCGUGGUCAUGGCCAUGUUCAUACGCAUCCACAUGUGCAUCCACAUCAUUCUGCACCGGUUUUACCAGCACAUAUUCAUCCUGCUCAACACCAUCAUCACAUCAUCCCUGCAGGUACAAAAUUGGAAAGAAGUGGAAGCAAAGGUAGCGGUUCACAAACAGUUCACCGCCAUCACACAUUACAUCAUCACCAUCCACACCAUCACCCAUAUCAUCCUAAUCAUCCCAAUCACCAACAUCACUUCCAUCAUCACGCACAUCCUGGAAGUCAUCAUGGCCAUAACCAUAAUCAUAAUCAUAAUCAUAAUCAUAGUCAUAGUCAUAAUCAUAGUCAUAACCAUAAUCAUAAUCACAAUCACAAUCAUAGUCACGGCCAUCAUGGACACGGACACCAUCAUAUGCACGGACACAGCCACGGUGUACAUGUGCACCAUGGCCACACGCACAGCCAUGCCGGUCAUAGUCACACACAUAUCCAUAACCAUUCUGGAUCACCAAUACAUCAGCAGAGCCCAGGAUCGGAUCGGUCACAUCGUGAACGUGGUCAGAGCAGGCGAUUCUCUCAACAACAGCAGCAGCAACAAAAGCAGAUAUUGGUUCUCCCAAUGCCUAGACGACCUUCAGCUUGUGCAACGGAUUCUCCGGUUGUGAAAGCAGCUUCACCAGAUCCACGGCCACAGGGCGGAAAUGAAAUUCAUGUGACGUGUGAGCAUAGUAGAGAUGGAACAAAGGGCCUAGAGCAUGAGCAUGAGCAUGAGCAGGAGCAGGAGCAGGAGCAGGAGCAGGAGCAAGAAAGGAUGAAUCAGGGUCAAGAUGAUGGUCAGGAAGAUAGAGAUGGGCCAUCUUCACCACUGAUCUCCCCUCCUCUAGCUCUUAGGGCUGAGAGUGCCAUGCUUGUGGACUGA